CCGCCCUUUUGUUUUCCAGUGUCUCCCAAGCGCGAGAGAGAGAGAGAAACAGAGAUCGAGAGAGAAAUGGCACUCAGAGGCUUCGCUCUCGUCCAUCCAUAUCGCCCACACUGCCCACGACCAAGCCUCGCCGUCAGAGCUACGGCAGCGCCGGCGCGUCAUCGUGAUCGGCGUCACCAGAACGUCGACGGCGAGUUCUUCGUGGAUCGUCGUUGCAUUGAUUGCGAUACUUGUCGUUGGAUGGCACCGGAAACCUUUUCGCGGAUCGAUGGGCAAUCGGCAGUCGUGAAUCAACCGAGUUGCCAGGAGGAAAGGCUCAAGGCUUUGCAAGCACUUCUUUCUUGUCCAACAAGCUCAAUACAUACUGAGAAGCCUCCGAAGGAGAUUGUGGAAGUGCAGAAGAUGUUCCCUCUUCCUAUUGAUGAGCAGCGGCUUCCGGGUGUAUACCACUGUGGUUAUCACUCUGAGAGAUCUUAUGGAGCAGCUUCCUAUCUCAUUGCCCAUCCAGAGGGAAAUAUACUUGUUGACAGCCCAAGAUACACUCCAAAAUUAGCCCAGCGAAUUGACAUGCUUGGAGGAGCAAAAUACUUAUUUUUGACUCACAAGGAUGAUGUCGGAGAUCAUGAGAAGUGGUUCAAUCAUUUGAGGUGUAAAAGAAUUCUCCAUGCCGGCGAUGUAGAACCUCAUACUGCUGAUGUAGAGAUGCAGUUACAAGGAGAAGGCCCAUGGAGUAUCAGUACAGACAUUGAACUCAUUCACACACCAGGUCAUACAGAAGGUUCGGUUUGUUUGUACUACAAACCCUUGAAAAUUCUGUUCACGGGUGAUCAUUUUGCCAAAUCUGAAGACUCUAAAUUGAGUAUUUUUGAACAAUAUAACAAGGUUUCAGUUAGCAUGCAAUUGAGCAGUGUCAGGAAGCUUCUUGAUUUGGACUUUCUAUGGAUACUACCCGGUCAUGGCCGGCGAGUUGAGUUCAAAGACAGCAAAGAAAAGAAUUUAGCUUUAGAAACGUUCUUGGCCAGCAAAGAACAUGCUUUACCCCUGGUGUGAUUAAUAAAUGAUAGACGAUACUUGAUAAUGGAUAUCUAUGCUUUAUACCACUCAUGUACCCGUAUAAGUACAUGUGGUGUAUGCAUGUACGUGUGUAUUUAUGUGUGUCUAUCUGUCUGAUACAUCAUAUUUAUAGUAUGUAUGUGUGUUUACAGAACUAGCAAGUUAUCAUCCUCUUAAACUUGGAUGAUAUAUUGUAGAUAACUUUGUUUGGUUGUCUGUGAAGGGAUUUAGUAACUCGAGUUCCGAAGAAUUUUGGAAUUCAAUGGAACUAGGUUCUGGUUUCAGUGACUUUUAA
This is a messenger RNA of Dioscorea cayenensis subsp. rotundata (Guinea yam), 1348 nucleotides long. RefSeq lists its product as uncharacterized. The coding region runs from base 67 to 1050 and encodes 327 amino acids. The record is from RefSeq and is a predicted model, not a curated record. The transcript is spliced from 11 exons. NCBI's taxonomy places the organism in Eukaryota, Viridiplantae, Streptophyta, Magnoliopsida, Dioscoreales, Dioscoreaceae.